AUUUCUGGGUGUUCACAACGGAUCGCAAUCCACAUAAGGACCCGACGAAUAUCGGGUAAGGUCUGCUGGAAGCGACUCGGACCCGAGCGUUAAUAUUUGUCGAAGCAAAUGGUAUAAAGAGGCGCCGUGCGCGCCGUCCAAGUAAGGUAUCCCAUCAUCUGUUCUGUUUCCCAAAAUCACAAUCCUCACACGCAUUGGCGCAAUGGCACCUCUCUCCAUCCUCAUCGUAGGCUGCGGCAUCGCAGGCCCGACACUCGCAAGUUUCCUCCUGCUAUCGCCUCUCGCGGCAAAAGAAAAGCCUCACAUCACUAUUCUCGAGCGCUCCCCCGCCCUCCGCACCCAAGGGCAGAACGUCGACAUCCGCGGCGCGGGAAUGACAAUUAUACGCAAACUGGGACUGGAGAGUACGAUACGCACGUGUCUUACGGGCGAGGAGGGCGCGCAGAUUGUGGACGCUCAGAAUCGCGUUUGGGCUGAGUUUGGCGUUGAUAGAACGGGCAAGGUGCAGACUGGGACGAGCGAUAUUGAGAUUCUGCGUGGACGGCUCGCCGAGAUUUGUUAUAAGCGGAGCAAGAGUGUUAGUGAGCAAGUGGUGCGGCAGGGAGGUGCAGGGGUGGAGUAUGUGUAUGGGGAUUAUCUCGAGACUAUUGACCAGGAUGGGCAAAAGGUGCAUGUGACCUUCAGAAACAGCGGAGAGAAGAGGAGUUUCGACUUGCUGGUGGGGGCGGAUGGACUGCAGAGUCGAACGCGCAACAUGGUCUGGGGCGCAGAAGGGGAAGACGACAGAGUGCGACAACUGGGCUUGUAUAUCGGCUUUUUCAGCAUCCCGAGUGCCGCCACCGACAAUGAGUGGCGACGGUGGUUCCACGCUCCCGGGAGGAAGGGCAUCAUGCUACGGCCCAGCGAGGUCAAAGACCGACGUACCGUCUCCAUGGGCGUCAUCAACGAGGAAGACACCAGAUUCAAGGAGGCCGCAGCGGACGGUCGGAGAGGCAUGGCGUUCCAGAAAGCGCUGCUCAGGGAGUACUUCCAAAACGAAGGCUGGGAAUGCGAAAGGCUGCUCCGAGAGAUGGACGCCACGUCCGACUUCUACUACGACAUGGUCGCGCAGGUGCGCAUGGACAAGUGGAGCAAAGGGCGAGUGGUGCUGCUCGGCGACGCGGCAUACUGCGCCUCUCCCAUUUCCGGCAUGGGCACCACCCUGGGCCUCAAUGGAGCCUACAACCUCGCUGGCGCUCUCCUCCGCCAUCCCGAGGAUCUCCCCGCCGCGUUCUCAGAGUACGAGGAGGCCAUGCGGCCAACGGUUGAUCGCGCGCAGAAGUUGGCGCCGGGCAUGCCUCGUCUCAUCCACCCGGAGACGGUGUGGGGAAUGUGGGUGAUGCGCGCGAUCUUGUGGACCAUUUGGUGCUCAGGCUUGCAGUUGCUCAUGUUCAAACUUGCUGGGCCGCCGGCGAACGCGGUGCCGGUGGUGGAGUAUGGGUUUCGGGAACUGCAAGACACGCCAAUUGAUUUGGAGAAGUGAGGUAUUAAUAGUUAGUGGUUAAUGGCAGGCCGACGUGGCAUCUUCAUCAUGCGUAGCGCGUAUCUGCCGCCAUUGAUUGCCUUCGAUGCCACUUGAUAAUGGAACGCGGAGCAAUCACCGGCGAGACGGGCAGACAGGGUUGCGGAGCCUCAUAUCGCUUAUCCCGACAGGGGAAAGCGUUGCUCAAUCAGGCAGUGGCAUCCUGGUUACAUUACCUUAUCACUUGGAUAUGCCGCGCACACCAGAGAGAAGACGAGGUCUGUGAGAUGAAGAAUAAGCCAAACAGGGAAGGCGAGCAGAAUGGAAAUUGUUGCGGAAGAGAUC
Molecule: messenger RNA, 1846 nt
Organism: Neohortaea acidophila
Lineage: Eukaryota; Fungi; Ascomycota; Dothideomycetes; Mycosphaerellales; Teratosphaeriaceae
Product: oxidoreductase
Exons: 1
Coding region: 203-1522 (439 amino acids)
Molecular function (GO): FAD binding
Source: RefSeq, a predicted model, not a curated record